This is a messenger RNA of Naegleria gruberi, 19494 nucleotides long. RefSeq lists its product as uncharacterized. The transcript is spliced from 4 exons. Lineage: Eukaryota; Heterolobosea; Eutetramitea; Acrasida; Naegleriidae. Gene Ontology annotation, biological process: motor neuron axon guidance. Bases 1 to 19494 code for a protein of 6497 amino acids. The record is from RefSeq and is a predicted model, not a curated record.
AUGGAAUCAUCAUUACUAAUCACAAAAAACAUGUCAUCAUCAUUGUAUGGAGCGAGCAGUUCAUCAAGGAGUGGUACCAAGGAAAACUUUGAAGUUGCUUCUUCAUCAGGAGGAGCAGGUAGACGAAGCAGUUCAGUCUCAUCAGCCGAUGAAAAAUCACAACCACUCUUGACUUUUAAUGUCAAUGAUUAUGUAUUUUCGUUUGAGGAUGUUUUGGAUGAGGAGGAAACUAAAACUUGUUUUGUUGAAUAUUUGAGGAAUGAUUUAACGAGUGAGAGUUUAUCAAUGAUGGCCCACCGAAUGGAUAGUAAUCUUGAUGAUGAUGAGGAUAUUUGUAGUACUGGUAGUGGUACAACAAGUCUGAAUACAAAGGGAAAGGUUUCAUUAUCACAAUCUUCCUACGGAGAAUCCAAAUAUCAUACACUACCUUCUAAUUAUUAUUAUUGUUUGGAGAAGAUUGGAUGGAUGAAAAUUAAAAAGUCCAACACAAACAAACUAAACUUUGCUAUUGAAAUUUACAAUGAUUAUAUCAAUGAUGGAAAUUGGAAGAAUCAGGAUACUCUUCUUGAUGUACCUCACUCAAUUAGAGAAAAGUCAAUACAAAUCUUUUCUAGACUUGUAAAUGAUGACAAUGAAUACGUGUGUCCACGGAGAGUCUCUCUUUCAUCAACUCCUAAGGAUGUUACAAAGCUAGCCACUUCUCUGAUUGAAGCUUCAAGGAGUAGAAACAAUAGUAAUGUAUCAACUUCCUCUGUUCCUUCUCAAGCAUUGGAAAGCAGUAGAAAAAGAGGAGAUUCUAAUGCAACUGCUAUUGACGUUUCAACGAGUGAUAGAGGACGUACUUCUAUUGAUGAAGGCGAUUUGUUUGUGGGGGAUUUAAUUUGUGAAGAUAAUGAUAUUCCGUCUAUUAAUGUUUGCACUCAUAUUUCUAAUGUAGACUCCAUUUCGGUGGAUGAGUUUUUUAGAGAUUAUUUCAAUGUAUUCAAUGAAAUAGAAGCAUGCGUGACCUAUACACUGAAGGAGUUGUGUUUUCCCUUAUUUCUAAAAUGUGAUCGUUUCCAAAGGUUUCUAGAAUUGAAGCAAAAGGAAGAGUCUAUUGAGCAACUCCUUGACAAGGUUGCAACACUCAAGCCAGUAACACAUCAAAAUUUUAUUGCAUUCAUUCAAAAUUUGAAUGUAACAUCUAUUACUGUUGAACACUUUUCUCUACUCAAAUACUACUUAUGGAAUGAGGAAUUUUGGUCCAGGAUCAAGAAGGGAAAAAACUAUGAAGUAUUCACAUCGACUGAAAAUUAUAGAAUGGAGUCCACAGAAGACAGCAAGAUUAACUUUUUCAAAUAUGAGAUACUAUUUCCUUUCAAUUGUAAAAAAGUGAUGAAAUGCUUACUAGAUACAGAAAAUAGAAAAUUAUAUGACAAGCUUUUGAAAUCCUCUGAGCAACUUGAUAGGAUUCUAAAAACAGAUACCACCCUAGCAUGUGAAUUUACGCAAGAAGUUUACAGAAUGAAAUGGCCUGCAAAGGAUCGAGUCUUUAUGUAUUGUGCUUCAUCAAUCUACGACCCUAGUAGUGAUACCUAUUUUCUGUGUGUCAAGUCAGUAAACCAUCCAAAGGAAAAACCAAUUAAGGAUUCUAUUAAGGGAUUAUCACUAGUUGGCUGGGCAUUCAAACAUAUUGACGAAAAUACAUGUAAAUAUUAUCAGCUGAUAGGUAUAGACUUUAAAGAUACAUCCAAUUCUACCCAAAGUGAAGAACCACCUAUUUACUGUGCAGGUAUUCCAAGCGCAAACAUUUCUUUGGUCUGUUCUGGUAAUGGUGUUUGUGUCGCAAAUGAUACAUGUCAUUGUGCUGCUGGAGCUAAUGGUACAAAUUGUGAAUAUAUUGCAUGUAAUGAUAUCGAUCCUUCUUCUUCCAACGUUUGUAGUGGGAAUGGUAAAUGUAUUGGUCCAAAUAAGUGUCAAUGCAAUACUGGGUUCACUGGUGAUAAUUGUUCAGAUUUCACAUGCUAUGGUAUUUUGAGUAAUAACAAGAAGGUGUGUUCUGGAAAGGGAAUUUGUGUGGGCGUUGAUGAAUGUCAAUGUAUUGGAGAGAUUAGUUCUGAUAAUUUCAAGAUUGCCACUACAGGAGGAAUUGUUCUUUCUUCAAACAGUUCACUCUCCUCAACCUAUGGAAUUUAUAAGGCAACAAUGAAUCAAGGCAACUUUUCCAUUAUGAAUGUCAAGACCAAUGAAUUGUUGUAUCAAGUAAAUUCUGAAAGUUCCGAAGCAGAAUUGAAAAUAUCUGCCAAUGGUCAAUUAGAAUUGACUUUUUCAAAUGUUACCAUUGAAGAAGAUGGAAAUUCCACAGUCAAUGUCAUAUCAACACCAAUUACUGAUCAAACUUGUGAAGGAGGCCAAUUUACUGUCGUUCUCCAAGAUACAGGUGAUUUGGCAGUUUACACAUCAGCCAAUGUGCUCUGUUAUACCAUCUCUGUCAAUAGCACUUACAAGUAUCUGUUUGGUGCUUGUAAUGAGUUUAAGUGUAAUGGUAUUCUUUCCUCAAAUUCUAGUGUGUGUAGUGGCAAUGGAAAUUGUGUAGCCCCUGAAACUUGUUCAUGUGUUGAAGGAGCUUUUGGUUCUAAUUGUGAAAAAUUUGAAUGUUUUGAUUCUGCUCAAUUUACAUCUGAAUGUAAUCAACAGGGAAUUUGUGUUGGUCCAAAGAAGUGUCAAUGUAAUUCAACCUAUUAUGGAGACCUUUGUGAAAAGUUUGCUUGUUAUGGGAUUUAUAAGAGCGAUUCAAGUGUUUGUUCUGGAAAAGGUAAAUGUGUUUCACCAAAUACAUGUAAAUGUAAUUCAGAAUACAGGGGACACAUUUGUGAAAUGUUUGAAUGCUUUGGUAUUGCUCACGAUAAUUCAAGUGUUUGUUCAGGAAAUGGCUCUUGUACUUCACCAAACACCUGUCAAUGUAAAGGAUAUUAUGCUGGCGAGGAGUGUGCAGUUUUAGGCUGUUUUGGAAUUACUUUCAAUUCUCCUCGAGUUUGUUCUGGUAAUGGCAAAUGUCUCACCAAUGAGGGUACUCAAUCUCCACCAACAUGUGAAUGUAAGGAAGGAUGGACUGGAUUGAAUUGUGACCAAUUUACCUGCUCUGGAAAUUGUUCUUCAAAUGGUGAAUGUGUUGGACCGAAUGAAUGUAAUUGUUUCAGUAAUCGCACUGGAAACUUUUGUGAAUUUGAUACUUGUUUUGGAGUGAGUGCAAAUUCGAGUAUGGUUUGUUCUGGUUUUGGUAAUUGUACUCAUGUUGAUAACUGUGAAUGUAAGCCAGGAUAUUCUGGUAGUAAUUGUCAAGAAUGGGCAUGUAACGGUAUUUCGAGAUUCUCACCUGAUGCUUGUCCAGCUUUUGCCUCAUGUAUUGCAGUUGAUACUUGUCAAUGUAAUACAGGAUAUUACGGAGAUAAUUGCACUGAAUUCGAAUGUGAUGGUUUGAAUAGAAACGAUGAAAAUGUUUGUUCUGGAAAGGGUGUUUGCAUUUCUCCAAAUAAGUGUACCUGUUUUGAUUUUGUAUCGAGAAAUUCAUUCUAUUUUGAUGGUAAUUCUACUGUAAUGAUGAACGGCAGUGAAUUGUAUUCCCUUAAUGGAAAAUAUCAAUUCAUUAUUCAAGACAACAAAAUUAUGAUAACUUCUGGAAACAGUAUUAUGAAAACUUGGUCAACUGGUCUUUGGAAUCAAAGAAUUGAAGUUGAUUCCAAUGGUACUGUUUUGGUUUAUGGUUAUAUUUCCAUAAAUGCAACUGAAGAAAGUGCUUCUAAACUCUUUGGAGAAAUAGACUGUGCUGGAGGAUCAUUCAGAAUUGUUCUCACUAAUAAUGGUGAUCUCUUGCUAGUUAAUUAUCAUCUUGGACAUGUUUGUUACUCAACUGGUUCAAACAGUACAUUUAAUUCCUCCUAUUUUGGAAAUAAUUGCCAACUUUCAAAUUGUUAUGGUACUCCAUUUGAUUCAUCUUUGGUUUGCUCAUCUCAUGGUACUUGUGUUGAACCUGAUAAUUGCCAAUGUCAACCUGGAUAUUAUGGAAUUACAUGUGAAAAGUAUGAGUGUAAUAAUAUUUUCUCUACCAAUAGUUCGGUAUGUUCAGCACAUGGACAAUGUACAUCACCAAACAAUUGUUCAUGUUUGCCAGGUUACUAUGGAGAUGUUUGUGAAUAUUUUGACUGUUUUGGAUACGAGCAUAACGAUAGUUCAGUUUGUUCUGGAUUAGGUUCAUGUACUAAACCAAACACAUGUCAAUGUAAAGAUGGUCACAUUGGAGAAUCUUGUGAAAUACAAGCAUGUUUUGGUAUUGCUUGGAAUUCCUCAACAGUUUGUUCAUCUGGAGGUCAAUGUAUUGCUCCAAAUACUUGUAAUUGUACAGCUGGUUAUAGUGGCACUAGAUGUGAAAAGUUUGCUUGUAACGGCUAUGACAGUUCAUUGCCAAUUUCGUGUUCUUAUAAUGGUAAAUGUGUUUCUCCAAAUAAUUGUCAAUGCAACUUUGGUCAUUCAGGAAUUGCAUGUGAAAAUUACACAUGUUUUGGAGUAAGUGCUACCAAUUUAUCUGCAGUCUGUUCUGGACAAGGUUAUUGUACUAGCUAUGAUACAUGUAAAUGUGCUGAUGUACCUACUAAAUCCCGAACUUACGCAUUGUCAAAGUCAGAUUCCUUUUUCCAAGUUGAUUCUUCUGGUGUUGCCUUGUAUUCACCAAAUGGAAAAUACAAAUUCAGUUUCCCAAAUUAUUCUAACGCAUUUGUUUAUAAUCUCAAAACAGGAUCUGUUAUUUGGGCGAUAUAUAAUAAUUACUAUUCAACAAAACUUUUUUUGGAUGCUUUGGGAAAACCUACUUUUGAGGGUGAUUAUGGAAACAUGCCUUACACGGUGGAAACUUAUCCAUGUUAUGGAUAUCCAUUUACGGUGAAUCUUGAAAAUAAUGGUCAAUUGGUUACAAGAGAUAGAUAUGGAAGUAAAUGUUAUGCAUCAACAAAAGAUAGUUAUUACGUUGCAGAAAGUACCACACAAUCUUUGGUUAAUGGAUCAAACUGUGAAACAUUUACAUGCAAUGGAAUUUCUCCAACAAAUUCAUCCGUUUGUAGUUCGCGUGGUACUUGCAUUGGCGUAAAUUCUUGCAAGUGUGAGGAUGGCUAUUUUGGAGAUUAUUGUGAAAUUACAAAAUGUCCACUCGAUACAAAUGGUAAUGCCUGCAAUGGAAAUGGAGAAUGCUUAACUCCAAAUGUGUGUACAUGUAAGGCAAACUAUACUGGAACCACCUGUGGAACCUAUUAUUGUCACGGAAAGGCAAACAGCGAUAGUUCUGUUUGCAGUCGCAAAGGUUACUGUUUUGCUCCUGAUACUUGUCAUUGUCAAUAUGGAUAUUCGGGACCUACUUGUGACAAUUGGUACUGCAAUGGAAAGAACCAUUCAGACCCUACUGUCUGUGGUGGUAUUGGAAAAUGUGACAGUACAGAAAGUUGCACUUGUCCAACUGGGUUAGGAGGUAUUGAAUGUCACUUGUACACUUGUAAUAACAUUUUAAAUACCUCUACUAGUGUGUGUUCAGGACAUGGUUCUUGCAUUGAUAAGAAUACAUGUUCAUGUAAAACAGGAUACAGUGGCACAUGGUGUUCUGAUUACCACUGUAGUGGAGUUCUCUACUCAUCUCCUCUUUCAUGUUCAGGUAAUGGCCAAUGUUAUGAUAUUGAUAAAUGUGAAUGUAGCACACUAAAGCUAAUAGGUGGCGUCAAUCAAAACCAUUACAAAAUGAGCCAUGGUAACCAGUAUUCAGAUUUUGCACUCACUUCCACAAAUGAAAAAUACAAAUUCCAAUCAGGAACUCAAUCCUUUGACUUGAAACGAAAAGGUGAAACAAUUCAACAAUUUCUUUUCAAGCAGGCUACAGACAACAAAUAUUUAUAUGUUUCUGAUCAUUUGCUUGUGUUGUCCGAUGUUCAUCAACAGUUAACUAUUACCUCUCUUACUUCUACUUCUUAUUCUUGUGAUCGUAAUUCUCAAUAUACGCUUGUACUAGAAAAUACUGGAAACUUGGUUGUUUAUCAAGGAUCUUAUAUUUGUUCUGCAAUCAACCUUGCAGUGUUAAAUGUAUAUGCAGGUACAGAUUGUGAAUUGACUAAAUGUAAUGGAGUACUGGAGACCAGUCGUAGUGUCUGUUCAGGUCAAGGUAAUUGUUCAGAAGGAGCUUGUACUUGUAGCGGUGGUUAUUUUGGAACUAAUUGCGAAAAGUUCACAUGUGAUGGCGUUUUAAACAGUGAUGCAUCUGUGUGUUCCGGCCAUGGUUCUUGUACUUCACCAGAUAACUGUGUUUGUAAGGCUGGAUAUAGUGGAAGUACUUGUGCUGACUAUUAUUGUUACAAUGAAUUGUCCACUUCAAAUACUUCUUGUAGCUCAAAUGGAUUUUGUGUCUCUCCUGGUGAAUGUGACUGUUCAAAAGCAAAGAUUACUUCAACCAAUUCAUUCGUAAUUAACCCAGGAAGAAUUAGCAAACCUGAUAUUUCCUUAAUAUCUCCUAAUGGAAGACACAAAUUAUAUACCUCUAAUGGUGCAUUAAUUCUUGAAAAAUUUGGAAGCAUUGCACUUCAAAUAGACAGCUAUGAUGGUUACCUCUACUUGGAUAAUUAUCCUAGCGUUUUAAGACAUCACGAAACUGUGGCAAUUACAUCAUCAGCUCCAAGUGUAUAUUCUUGCAAGGAUAAAUCUAUAUUCUAUCUAGUAAUUGACAAUACUGGUAACUUGGUUAUAGCAAAUCCUCUAGGUAAUAUUUGUACUGCCUUAUACCAAAAUUUGCUUAGCUCAGUAGGUGGGGCAGAGUGUACCAAUUUCUAUUGUAAUACACUAGGAGAAAAUAAUAUAGGAGUGUGUUCUAAACAUGGAUCAUGUAAAAAUGCCAACUGUAUAUGUAAUACAGGAUACACUGGUAUUGAUUGCGAAAAAUACACAUGCAAUGGAGUGUUAUAUACUAAUGCAUCUGUGUGUUCAGGAAAAGGAUCAUGUACUUCACCAGAUAACUGCACUUGUAAUACUGGAUAUUCUGGUCCUAAUUGUGAAACUUUCUCCUGUUAUGGUGUUUCCCAUUCUUCUUCUUCAGCUUGUUCAUCAAGGGGUACUUGUUCUAGUCCUGAUAACUGUGUAUGUCAACAAGGAUAUUAUGGCUUACAAUGUGAAAAUUAUAAUUGCUUUGGAACUAGUUUCAAGAAUACUGCUACUGUUUGUUCAGGUAGGGGUGCAUGUCAAUCUCCAGAAAAAUGUCAAUGUAAUAAUAAUUAUUAUGGUCAGCAAUGUUCAAGCUAUAAUUGCUUCAAUAUUCCUUAUAAUACGAAUGGAGUUUGCAGUAAUCAUGGUUCAUGUAAUUCUCCAGAUACAUGUAACUGCCAACAAGGAUAUAGUGGUAGCAAUUGUAAUACCUAUUAUUGUAAUGGAAUCAAUAAGAGUAAUACCACAAGUGUUUGUGGAGGUAGGGGUGUAUGUUCAGCACCAGAUUCUUGUGUUUGUAUGGACAUUACUCCUGAAUCAAUUAUUACUAGUAAUGACAAUGUUGUUUUGAGUGAAAACAGCACAUUAAGAUCACCAAACCAAAUCUUACAAUUACUUGUUGGUAAAUAUAACGUUUCUGUUAUUGAAACAGCUACUAUGGAAGUUAGAAAACAAUGGUCAUACAAUUCCCAACCAAAUUUAAGAUUAAGUGGUAACUCUCUCAUUAUUGUAACUAGUCAAAAAACAGAUACAAUUGCCAGUUGUACUGAAUCUGGCACAGUCAGACUAUUCUUGAGUGAUUUUGGUUUAGAACUGAUUUCAGAAAGUGGACUUUGUUGGUCUACUAACAAUAGUGAAUCAUCCAUUUCUAAUGCAGCCAAUGCUGGUUAUAGAGGCAUCAAUUGUGAUGCUCCAGUUUGCCAUGGUUUGAUGGCUACAAAUCCGUAUGUGUGUAGCUCAAGUGGUUCUUGUAUUGCAGUCAAUAAGUGUAACUGUGCUGAAGGAUUUACUGGUGAUAAAUGUCAAUAUCACACUUGUUCUGGAAUUAUUAAUGUCAAUUCAUCAGUAUGCUCUGGAAGAGGUGAUUGUGUUUCUCUCAAUAACUGCACUUGUCAACAAGGAUAUAGUGGAGCAAAUUGUGAACUCUAUGAAUGUUUUGGAGUAUUAUAUAACGAAACAUCAGCUUGUUCUGGAAACGGUUCAUGUGAUUCUGCAAACAAAUGUUCAUGUAAUAGUGGCUAUAGUGGUGUAAAUUGUGACUAUUUUGAAUGUUAUGGAGUUGCAUUCAAUGAAUCCUCAGUUUGUAAAAGAAAGGGCUCAUGUUUGAAACCAGAUUCUUGUACUUGUGAUAAGGGGUACUAUGGAAAUAAUUGUGAAUGGUACAAGUGUUUCAAUCAAGUUUUCAAUUCUACUGAUGCUUGUAGCGGUUUUGGUAAAUGUACUUCUCCUGACAAUUGUCAAUGUAAUAACGGAUACUCUGGAAAUGCUUGUCAAGCUUAUGAAUGCUUUGGUGUUCAAAAUAUUGACUCUGAGGUUUGUUCUGGAAGUGGUAUAUGUUCCUCAAUUAAUACUUGUUCUUGUAAAGACUUUACAGAAAACAGUACAUUUAUGAGUUCUGCUAAAUCCAAUGUUGCUAUUGAGGAAGGUAUUAGCACUCUCACCUCAGCUAAUGGAAAAUACGCAUUAUCCUUCGGUUAUGAAUUCCUUAGAGUUGAACAUGUUAGUGGAAGAAUUGUUUCACAAUGGAGAACUUCCUUGAUUAAUCAAACAUUGGAAAUUUCAACUCAAGGUGUCAUUACUGUCUAUGGUAAUCGUACCUACGAAUCUAAGGGAGCCUCAUUCACUUUGAAUGAUAACACAAAGUGCAAUAUCUUUGAUCAUCCUUUCAGAUUACAAUUGGUUGAUGAUGGUUCUUUGGUUUUGUACUCUGCUAGUGGUAUUAAAUGUUUCGAAAGUACUGGUGAAAGUGUAAAUAUUACACAAUACUAUGGUGGAGAAAAAUGUAAUGCUCAAGUUUGUUAUUCUAAACUUCCAAAUGAUACAAAUGUUUGUUCAGGAUUUGGUUCUUGUGUUGCUCCAAACACUUGUGAAUGCCAAGAAGGUUACUAUGGUGCUGAAUGUCAAUAUCACAAAUGUUCAGGAGUUGUCUUCUCAGAUGCCUCAGUUUGUUCUGGAAAAGGUUCAUGUUCUCAACCAAAUAAGUGCCAAUGUCAAAAUGGAUAUUAUGGUGAAAAUUGUGAAAAUUAUGAUUGUUAUGGAAAGAUUUUGAAAGCUUCGACAGUUUGUUCUUCAUUUGGAUCAUGUUCUGCUCCAAACAAUUGUUCAUGCUUGAAUGGAUAUUACGGAAAUGAGUGUGAACAUUUUGAAUGUGACGGAAUUCACAAGAAUGAAUCAAAUGUUUGCUCUGGAAUGGGAUCAUGUGUGGCUCCAAAUAAUUGUAAAUGCCAAAAUGGUUACUAUGGCAAUAAUUGUGAAAACCACGAUUGUUAUGGUAUAGCCUUUAACUCUAGUGAAGUCUGUGGACGUCACGGUUCAUGUGUUUCACCAAAUACUUGUAAUUGCACUGCUGGAUACACUGGAGAUCAAUGUUUGACGUUCACCUGUCAAGGACUACCAAACACUGAUUCAUCUGUUUGUUCAAGAAGAGGUAUUUGUUCUGCAAUUGACACAUGUACCUGCAUUGAUGCUUCUGAGAACAAUACUAUUAUUUCAUCAUUGGAAAACAAUCUUGUUCUCUCAAUGAAUACUUCAAUUGUUUCCAAUAAUGGAAAUUAUAGAGCUUUCAUCACUACUGAUUCCUUAAGAGUUGAAAAUACUCUUACUGGUUCUAUUGUUUAUGAAUUCAAGACAAAUAGUUCUGAUUCACUGGCUUUACUAAUUUCUGAUUUGGGUAUUCUUUCUCUUGGUGAUAAUGUUACCCUCAAUCAAGAAUGUGCAAAUAGUCAAAUUGGUCAUCCAUAUAGAUUUGUUCUUCAAAAUAAUGGUAAACUUAUUACUUACGGACCUGUAGGUGAUAUUUGUUUUGAAACCAAUGCUGAUGAAAAUGUAAAAUUCACGAUUCAAUAUGGUGGUGAAAUUUGUAAUACUCCUCUCUGUUAUGGCAUUGAAUUCAAUGAUUCGAAGGUUUGUUCAGGAAGUGGUUCAUGUGUUGCUCCAGAUACCUGUGUUUGUUCUCAAUCCUACUAUGGAGAUGAAUGUAACAUCUUUGAUUGUGAUGGUAUUUCUAGAUUGAAACCAAGUGUUUGUUCUGGAAUGGGUAACUGUUCUGAACCAAAUGUAUGUAAAUGUAAAGAUGGAUACCAAGGUUUGAAUUGUGAACUCUAUUACUGUACCACAAGUUAUUAUGGUGAAAAUUGUGAAAUAUAUUCUUGUGGUGGAAUCGCUAAUAAUGAUAGUAAUAUUUGCUCUGGACAUGGCUUCUGUGUUGCUCAAGAUGAAUGUUCAUGUAAUUGGCUUUCUUCCUCUAAUAGUUACUUGCUAAAUAAUGCAACAUCAGUUUUUGAAUCAGUUUUGAUUUCUUCCAAUGGAAAAUUCCAAUUGAAUAUCACUGAAAACUCUACAAUCAUUGUUGAUACUAGUAAUGGUGCUGUCAUUUCCUCUUGGGAAGCUUCUAGCAUUUAUGUUAGUGAUAGGGGCGUUCUGAUUAUUGGACAAUUCCAAUCAGAAGAAUGCAAGAAUUGGAAAGUUUCUUCUUAUUACAAAUUGGUUCUUGAUGAUUUAGGAACAUUGUUAUUGUUCAAUUCUAGAGGUGAUAUUUGUUAUCAAUCAAGUAAUCAAACUCAAUUCAGUCAACUCUAUGGAGGUGCUGUUUGUGAAAUUCCAGUUUGCUAUGGAGUACUUUCUAACAGCUCAAUGGCUUGCUCAUCACAUGGUGUGUGCUCUUCAUCUAAUAAUUGCUCAUGUGAAGAAGGAUAUUAUGGAGCAUAUUGUCAGCACUAUGACUGUAAUGGUAUUUUAAUGAGUGACAGCUCUGUAUGUUCCUCCAGAGGAUCAUGUAUUUCUCCUAAUAACUGUUCUUGUGAAAGUGGAUAUGGAGGCAGUGAUUGUUCCAUUUACUCUUGUUUUGAUAUUGAUGCUGAGCAGGGAACAGUUUGCUCUUCGUCUGGUAAAUGCAUUGCUCAUGAUAAUUGCUCUUGCCAUGAAGGAUACUCUGGCCAGAUGUGUGAAACCUAUUACUGUUAUGGUAAAUCAAGCAAUGAAUCAUGUUCAUUAAAUGGUGAAUGUAAGAGUCCAAAUAAUUGUAAAUGCAAGAGUGGAUACUAUGGUGUUGAAUGUGAAAAAUAUGAUUGCUUUGGUGUCGAUUCAAAGAGUCCUUCUACUUGCAGUGGUUUUGGUCAAUGUAUUUCUCCAAACGUUUGUCAAUGUAAGAAAUCUUAUGAAGGCGAAAUGUGUAAUAAUUACAAGUGUAAUGGUGUUUUGAAUAGUGAUCCAAAUGUUUGUGAAGGAAGAGGUUUGUGUAAAGAUAUUGAUACUUGUUUGUGUUUGGAUCUCUCUGCUGAUAACAGUAUUUCAACCAAUCAUUCCAGCAUUGUCUUGGAAGAAGGUCAAACCUUAAAGUCAGCCAAUGGAAAGUAUUUGCUUUCGAUUGGAACUAACUUUGUUUCUAUCGAAAAUGCCAUGUCUGGUGUGGUUGCUAAGAAGUGGGAUUUCCUAUUCAAUAAUAUCACUAUUGAAAUUUCAAAUAGUGGCAUCGUUACAUUCAACGGAAUUUUAGAAAAGGAUAACACUACUAGUGCUGUCAAAUAUGUUCCAGAUUUUGUUCCUGUUUGUAGCUCUUCUACUGCUCCAUUCAGGAUGGUAUUGCAAAACGAUGGUUCCCUAGUUGUUUACAAUAUUAUGGGUUCAGUUUGUUUUGCCAGUGUAGAAUUCAACUCAACUGACUCUUUGCAUUAUAGUGGAUCGAAUUGUAAUAUUCCACAAUGUUACAACUUUGCUGCUGGUGAUGUCAAUGCUUGUUCUAGAAAUGGUAACUGUACUCAACCUGGAAAAUGUGAAUGUUUAGACGGAUAUUAUGGACCUGAAUGCCAAUUCCAUGAUUGUUACGCUCUUUCAAGCUCCAAUAGCACUGUUUGUUCAGGCCAUGGAGUGUGCGAUAGUCCUAACUCGUGUCUUUGUCAACCAGGAUAUUCUGGAGAUCGUUGUGAAAAUUACUAUUGUUACAAUAUUUCUGUCAGUGAAUCACCAUGCUCCAGAGUUGGUUCAUGUAUUUCACCAGAUAAUUGUUCUUGCCCUGAAGGAUAUUAUGGUGUUAAAUGUGAAAAAUACGAAUGUUUCGGUCUUUCCUUUGAUGAUUCCAAAGCUUGUACUUCAGGUAAAGGUGUUUGUACAGCUCCGAACAGUUGUAAAUGUUUGAACAAUGAAUAUGGUGAACAAUGUGAAAAGUUCGACUGUUUCAAUGUCAAUUCACUCGAUAAUUCUGCAUGUAGCGGAAAUGGCAAGUGUCUUUCCCAUAACAAUUGUUCCUGUAAAGCUGGUUUUGAAGGUGAAUCCUGUGCAGUCUUUACAUGUUCUGGCGUUUUCAAUAAUGAUGCCCAAGUUUGCUCUGGACAAGGUUUCUGCGUUUCACCAAGUACUUGUUCUUGUGGUGGUUUCAAUUCAAGCAAUUCAUUCAUUUCAAGUGCUUUGAAUGUUGUGGCUGUGAAUGGAAAUUCUUCAUUGGUUUCUAAUAAUGGACAAUAUGUACUCCUUGUUGAAUUAACCUACAUCAAGAUUAAGAAGGUUUCAACUGGAGAAGUUGUUAGUGAAUGGAAUGUUGAGGCUAAUAAUGUUCGUAUUGAAGUCUCAGCUCUUGGUCAAUUAUUGUUCAUUGGUGAAUCACCAAAAGAUGGAUCUGAUGUUAGAUACUCUCCUAACAAAUUUGUAACAUGUUCUGACUCUGGAAUUAGUCAUCCAUUUACUUUGGUUCUUGAAAAUGAUGGUGUAUUAGCAUUGUUCAAUUAUGCUGGAAAGGUUUGCUUCCAAUCUGGAAAUUCUACCUUUGAAGCAAUCUACUCUGGUACUGCUUGUGAAAAACCAAAGUGUUUCGGCAUUGUUUCAGAUGACAAACUUGUAUGUUCUGGUUUGGGAAGCUGCAUUGCUCCAGAUCAAUGUUCAUGUAAAGAAGGAUACUAUGGCAAGGAUUGUUCUCAAUUUGAUUGUUAUGGCACUUACAAGAAUGAAAAUUCUGUAUGUUCAUCAAGAGGUCCUUGUAUUGCUCCAAAUCAAUGUUCUUGUGAGGGUGGUUAUUAUGGAAAGUCAUGUGAAGUGUAUAAUUGUAAAUCUGUUCCAUCAAAUUCUACUAUGGUUUGUAGUGGUAAUGGUAAAUGUACUGAUAUUGAUGUUUGUGAGUGUAACGGUGGAUUUAAGGGAAAUAAUUGUGAAAUUCCAAGUUGUGAUAACACCUAUGCUGAUUCAAGAGAUGUUUGUUCCAGCCAUGGUUCAUGUGUUGAUUUAGAUACUUGUAAAUGUAAUGCAGGCUAUUAUGGAAAUAAUUGUGAAUUGUAUAAUUGUUCAUCUGUACGUUAUGAUGAUUCAUCAGCUUGUUCUGGUAAUGGUAAAUGUUCUCAACCAAAUAAGUGUGAAUGUCAAUUGGACUAUUAUGGAGAAACUUGUAAAUUAUUUAACUGUUCCUCUAUUCCAUCAACUUCUUCAUUGGUUUGUAGUGGUCAUGGUUUAUGUGCACUUCCAAAUAAUUGUACAUGUCAAGAUGGAUAUUAUGGAACUGCCUAUUGUAAUUGUACUGAUAAUUAUAGCGGUUCACUCUGUGAAGUUAAACCAUGCGUUUUGAAUUGUGGUGCUAAUGGUGAAUGUACUAAGGACGCUAAGGGUAACCAACUCUGUAAUUGUUUCAAUAACUUUGCUGGCUCAAAUUGUCAAAAGUGUAAAUCUGGAUUUGUUCUCUCUGAUGGAAAAUGUGUCUGUGAUAGCUCACUUGGAUUUGUUUCUGAUGAAGUUUCCGGAGGAUGUGUCUGUAAAGAAGGAUUAACUCUAAAGGAUGGUCAAUGUAUUACUCCUCUUGUCAAGUGUGAUUUGAAUUGUGGAUCAAAUGGUGAUUGUUUCUUCAAGACUAAUACCACUAUUGGAUAUUGUGAAUGUAGAAAUAAGUUUAUCACUGUUGACAGUACAAAUCCAUGUACUGCUUGUCCAGUUGGUUUGGUCAAUGUUUCAAACGCUUGUGUCUGUAAUGCUGAUUUGGGUUACUUGCCAGACAAUGAAGGAUCAUGCUAUUGUGAUACCACUCAAGGUUAUCUUUCCAAGGCAGGUGUUUGUGUUUGUAAUUCAUUGUUAGGUUUCUCCAAGGCAACCACUGGUUGCUCUUGUUCUACAUCAGCAGGUUAUGUCAACAAGUUUGGUACCUGUGUAAGAACUGAUCCAGUUUGUAAGAAUGGUUGUGGACAAGGUGUAUGUCAAUAUGUUGAUACUACAUCAUCAACUACAACUUGUAUCUGUAACACUGGCUAUCUCACUACUAAUACUAGUCAACCAUGUUCAUCUUGUAUUUCUGGUUAUUCAAUGACAAGUGGUAAAUGUAAGCGUGUUUGUCCUCCAGAAUACUAUGGUGAUGAAUGUAAUAUUUACACACUCACUCCAGCUUGUAUUUCUGCUCCAUCUGUAUCCGUUCCAUUCUGUAAGGCUCAUGUCAAGUACAGUAUUAAGAAUACUAAUUUUGCAGUAGGUGCCACUAAUGCCGUUGAAGCCAAGACCAUGAUUGUUGCUAAUUUGUUGAAAUUGGAUCAAACUACCAGUACUAACUACUCUGAAGUAUUGAAACAAGUUGAGAGUAGAGGUCUUGAAUGUGGAGACGAUUGUAAAGCAGCCAUUAAGAAAUUCUUGUGCUAUCAAUCAUUCACUCCAUGUAAUCCUUCAGCUUUGGGUGUUCCAGAAGAAAAGCAAUGGUGUUCAGGUGUUUGCUCUAUUAUUCUCAACAAUGAAGUUACUCAUCCUGACUUGUUCACAACUGAUUGUUCCACAUUGCCAACCUCAAAUUGUUACUAUGGCAGUUAUUUACCACCAAAUACUACAUGUUUUGGAAAGGAAUACUCUGCAACUGGAGUUUGUUCUGGUAAGGGUUCAUGUGUUGAUCAAGAUACUUGUUCAUGUAAGCAAGGUUAUACAGGAAGUUAUUGUCAAUCUCCAAUCUGUUACGGAAAGGAAAGUACUGCUUCUGAUGCUUGUUCAUCAAAGGGUACCUGUGAUUCUCCUAACUUGUGUAAAUGUCAAAAUGGUUAUUCAGGUUAUGACUGUUCUACACCAACUUGUAAUGGUAAGACUGAAACUGAAGGUGGCUGUUCAUUCCGUGGUCAAUGUGUUUCACCAAAUACUUGUUCUUGUUUGGGUAAUUUUGCUGGUACUUAUUGUGAUAAAUGUAAGAAUGGAUUUACUGGUCCAACAUGUGAUAUUGCAAUUUGUAAUGGUAUUACCGCAACUGAUAAGAGUGUUUGUGGUGGUAGAGGUAGUUGUGUUGCUGAAAAUGGUGUUCCAGUUUGUAAAUGUAAUGAUGGUUAUGAUGGAUCAAGUUGUCAAAACUUUAAGUGUGAUGGUAUUGACCGUUCCAACACUUCAUUUGUUUGUUCUUCUAAGGGUAAAUGUAUUUCAUCCGGUGUUUGUUCAUGUAGUGGAAAUUAUGACCCUCAAAAGUAUUGUUCAAUUUGUACUCCUGCAUACACUGGUGAAGGAUGUUUAGAAAGAACAUGUUCUGAUGAAUUUACUUGUAAUAGUCAUGGUACUUGUAAUUCUGAAUUCAAGUGUGUCUGUAGUGCUGGUAGCAAUUGGGUAGGAGAAUUCUGUAAUACUUGUAAGGAUGGUUAUGUUGGUGAUAAUUGUCAAAUUGCUUGUUCUGCUUCAGUUAAUUGUAAUUCAAAGGGUACUUGUAAUAAGGAUGGUACAUGCUCAUGUCAAGGUAAUUCAAUUGGUGCCAGCUGUGAAUCUUGUUUACCAGGUUGGUACGGUGAUAAGUGUGAUUAUAAGGUUGAUGAAACAACAUUUGGUUUCACUGAAAAGGGUGACUCUAUUGUUGGUACAAUUUUCACACCAAUCAAGAAGAGAAUCAAGUGUUCUAGUGUUAUUGCCAAUGUUGAUUCAUUGGGAUCCAAUCCUGUUUGUAUCUUUAACGAAAAGAAUGUAUUCCAAAUUGUCCUCGGUUCUAUGGCUACAAUUAAUAUUGGAGAUACCUUAAAGUUCAGAAGUUAUCUUGAUAGUGAAGAAACAGAAGAUGUUCUUGUUAAUAAGAAGGAAUAUCAAAGUAUUGCUCCUGCUGCUGUAUUGACUACUGACAAGGCAUCCAUCUCAAAGGCUUGUGGUAGUAUCUAUUUGGAUGCAUCUGGUUCUGUAUCUUUGGAUAGAAGAAAGCUUCUCUUCUCUUGGACAAACAUUGAAGCUCCAACCCCAGAUGAUGAUGAAAAGGUUGAUAAUCUCCUCGCUUCAGUUACUAGCUCUGGUGUUUCAUUCACAGCAGAAACUCUUAGUGUUGGUUCUUAUUUGGUUCAAGUUACAGUAAAGAGCUCAUUCUCUCAAGAGCAAACUGUCAAGACAGUCAAAUUUGAAGUUACAGAAAAUACUGCACCAUUUGUUACACUUAAGGAUGGUCUUGAAUCUACAUUCACAAUUGGUAGCAAGGCUGUCAUUACUCCAAUGAUUUCGACUCCAAAAUGUUAUAAGGGUACAGGUCCAAUCACUUACAAUUAUCAACAAGAUCCUGGCUAUCCUCAAACUGCUGUUGAAAUUAAGACUCAAAAUGAAUUGUUAGUAUUUGGUAAUGACUUUACCAAGAUUACUGAAGAAGGUGAUUACUACUUUGUCUUGACUGUUUCUCAAGAAGGUGCCUCAGACACUGUUGUUCAUUUCAAGGUUGUUGCAAAGGCAUUACCAUUGAAGGUUGCAUUCAGUGUUAAAGACUUGUCUCAAUCAUUUGAAAACGAUGUUAAAUUCUCUGUCUACAAGUCUGAUCCAAGUGCUCCAAGCUCAACUGAUGGUAUUGUCUCAUUGACAUGUAUGAAUACUGAUACAGCAGAAAUGUGUAAUGGUUUCCAAGCUAAUGAAAAUAAUAUUGAUCAAACAAGUCUUCAGUUUGUCAAUCAAAUGGAACCUGGUUUGUAUCUCUUCACAGCUAGCUUUGUUAAAGGAACAAGAAAGGCUCAAGCUUCUCUCCAAAUAACAAUCUUGGAUGAACCAAAAUCUAGAUUGAUUCGUGUCCAAAUUCAACCACCAAAAGAUACAGAUUUAACCUCAUUAGAUCCAUCUGUUGAUUUGGUCUUGCAAACUUCUGUAUUGGAUAGUUUGACAAAUCAAAGAGUUUUCACAUGGUCAUCAUCAGAUAUGGAAUUUGAUUCUUCAAUUGUUGUUUCCAAGAAGUAUAUCACAAUUCCAAAAUCUCUACUUGCUCCUGGUGCUACUUAUAAGGUUGAUGUUACAAUUGUAGAUGGUAAGAAGAAGGGUUCUGCCUCUAUUCAAUUCACUGUUAACUCUCCUCCAACUUUGGGUGAAUUUGAAGUUUCUCCAUCCACAGGUGUUGCAUUGAAGGAUGAAUUCAAGAUUAAAUGUGGUAAUGGUUGGUCUGAUCCACAAUCACCACUCUUCUACGAAUUCCAAUAUAAGAAACAAAACGAUUCUACAUGGAAUAUUCUCUCACAAAAGUCAGAAACCAAGUCAAUCUCUGUUACACUCCCAGCUGGUGAAUUGGAUAUUAAGGUCAUUGUCUAUGACUCUAUGGGUGCUGCAUCAGAAACAACUCAACAAGUAGUUGUCUCUCUUCCAGAUGCUAUCAGUGCUCUCGAUACACUCUCUUCUGAUCAAGGAUCUGUCUCUGUUUCAUCAAUGGCAUCUGUCAUGAGUGUUAUUGGUUCUGUUUCUCCAACAAAUGCUGAGCAAGCUCAACAAUUCCAAGAAGCUGCUUCUAACUUUGUUAACAAAUACUUUGAUCAAACAUCUACUGAGGAAUCUCUCACUGAACAAAGCACUGAAUCCACCAAUUCAAAGAUUUCCGUAAUUUCAUCCAUCAGUGGUUGUGUUGGUACUUUGAAUGAUGACACUGUUUCAAAGGUUGUCGAUAAUUUGGAUAAUACAAUUUCAGGAGCUUCUUCAAGUGGUUCUGUAAAGAUGGGAGCCGAUCAAAUUGAUUCUACCAAGGGUUCAGCAGGUGUUUUAGAAAGUCGUGUAACUUCCUCACUUUCUCAAGCUCGUAAUUUGAUGAGGCUUAGAUCAACCAAGUCUCGUAAACUUACAACAAGUGAUUUGGCCAAGUUAGAUAAUGUUUUCGCCAAUUUGGUUGAAUGUGAAAUUAAGAAUGUUGUUUCUGACAUGCCUGCUAUUAGAGGUGAAGGUAUUGGAUCUUAUUCUUAUGCCAGAUUAGUCAGUGUUCCUACUCUCUCUGGAUUGAAUGAAUUUGUCAAUGAUAAAUCCUCAUUCAAGAUUAAUGAAGCAGUUACUUCACUUCCUGAACUAGCUGAAAUUGAAAAUGUCAAGCUUUAUAUGAAGGUUUCUACACCAACAUCAGGUUACAAUCUUACAGCUGCCUCUAAAUCAUUUGAAUUCUACGUUUUCGAUUCCACAAAUUCAUUGAAUAUUGUCUCAAAUGAAACUUUGGCUACAUUGUCAAUUGAAAGAACUCCACAAACUAGAAAGAUUGUCCAAUCCUAUAAGUGUAUGGAAUUGAAUGGAACUACCUAUGUUGAAUCAUCUGAUUGUACUAUUGCCUCAAAUGAUACAAGUACAUUCUCUGUUCAAGUUAAACGUACUGGUACUUUCACUAUUGGUUUGUUCUCCACUGUUGAACAAGAUACUGUUGAACAAGUUAAGAACACAACUGAGAUUACUAAUACCACUUCUGUCACUAAUACUACAACAGUUACUAAUACCACAACAGUUAGCAAUAAUACCUCUGUCACCAAUACUACCACAGUUAGUAAUAAUACUUCAACUACAAAUACUACCUCACCUACUAAUUCUACUGUCAAUCCAAAUCACAGCUCAAUUCCAAAUACAGAUACAAGCACAAUUAGUCAUCCAACAAAAUCAAGUGGCUUAAUUGCUAUAAUGAAUGAUGACGUUGCUAUUGGUGUAUCAGUUACUUUGGUGGUACUUGUUUUAAUAGCCACUGCUGGUGUAGUUGUAAUAGUUGCUAUACGAAAGAAGAAAGAAGAUAAACUAAUUAAAGAAGUAGUUGCAGAGCAAGCUGCUAAGGAUAUUGAAAUGGAAGAGGUAACCCCUACUUUAGAUGAUCAACAACCACAAGAAACUACACUUGAACCUUCUUCCGAGCCUUUGGUUACUAUUGAACAACCAGUUGAAGAAGUACCAACAAUAGUUUCUCCUCCAGAAAUUGAAAAACCAGCCGAAAAUAUUAUCACUUCUGAUGAAAUUGAAUUGGAAGAAUCCGCCACUACAAAAUUGAAAACAAUGAAAAGCAAGUGGUUGAAGAAGAAUCAAAGGAUGAAAAAUCUGCUGACCAAGUUGUUAGUGCAGAUGAUAAUGAUAAUAGUGGUAAUGUUGAUACGGUUGAUGAAGGAGAUGCUUCAGAAAAUCAAGUUUAAAUAA